Molecule: messenger RNA, 609 nt
Organism: Radiomyces spectabilis
Lineage: Eukaryota; Fungi; Mucoromycota; Mucoromycetes; Mucorales; Radiomycetaceae
Exons: 4
Coding region: 1-609 (202 amino acids)
Biological process (GO): cytokinin biosynthetic process
Cellular component (GO): cytosol
Molecular function (GO): hydrolase activity, hydrolyzing N-glycosyl compounds
Source: RefSeq, a predicted model, not a curated record
AUGGCUACCACACUUCCAUUCUUGAAUAAAGUUGUCAGUACUCCCAAGACCAUUUCGAGUGUCUGUGUAUUUUGUGGUUCUUCCAAUGGUGCCAGCCCUGCCUAUGCCGAACAAGCAACAGGCGGUGGAUCGGUGGGCUUGAUGGGAGCUGUGGCCAAAGCUGUCAUUGAAGGUGGAGGAAAAGCCAAAGCGGUGGUGCCUGAACCUCUUUUCCGUUGUGGUAGCAAGCAGAUUGCCGAAGUGAUUGUGGUGCCCGAUAUGCAUACCCGCAAAAAGACAAUGGGCGACGAGUGUGACGCAUUUGUUGUCUUGCCUGGCGGUUUUGGUACUAUGGAAGAAAUGAUGGAAAUGGUCACUUGGUCUCAGUUGAAUAUUCACUCCAAGCCCAUCAUUAUAUUGAACACCAAUGGAUUUUAUGAUGUCUUUAUUCAAUGGAUUGAUUUCGCGGUCAAAGAAAAAUUCGUGCAUGCAGGCAGUGUAAAUAUCUUCAAGGUGUGCAACACCGUAGAGGAAGUCUUGGAGGCAUUGAACAACUACCAAGCCCCAGAUUGUAGAUUUGGUCUGGACUGGGUUCAGACCCCCGCUGGCAGCGGACGAGAUAUGACAUAA